Coffea arabica (coffee) is the source of this 1782-nucleotide messenger RNA. Its product is annotated as cytochrome P450 87A3-like. The record is from RefSeq and is a predicted model, not a curated record. Gene Ontology annotation, biological process: multicellular organism development; brassinosteroid homeostasis; sterol metabolic process. Gene Ontology annotation, molecular function: monooxygenase activity; heme binding; oxidoreductase activity, acting on paired donors, with incorporation or reduction of molecular oxygen. NCBI's taxonomy places the organism in Eukaryota, Viridiplantae, Streptophyta, Magnoliopsida, Gentianales, Rubiaceae.
UCCUUCAUAGCAAACAACAUCAAUUGUAGCUACUCUCUUCUCAUUUUUCCCCUACAUUUCCAUUACACUAACCAGGGACCAUGUUGUUUGCUUGUGCUAUUAUUGCUCUCAUUGUUGUGCUUUUCAGCCACUGGGUAUACAGGUGGAGAAACCCCAAGUGUAACGGGGUAUUACCGCCAGGCUCGAUGGGAUUACCAAUUAUAGGAGAAACAAUUGAGUACUUCACCCCUUAUGCAUCGGAUGAUGUUCCACCAUUCGUACAAAGAAGAGCGGCUAGGUACGGACCAAUUUUUCGCACGAGUAUAGUUGGGCAGCCAGUCGUUGUAUCAACUGAUGCUGACUUCAACUUCCGCGUCUUCCAGCAAGAAGGUAAUGCUUUCCAAAUUUGGUAUACUGAGAGUCUCUUCCAGAUAAUUGGGAAACAAAGUGUACUUGCCCAUCAUGGAGGCUUCCACAAGUACCUCAAGAGCUUAACGUUCAAGCUUGUUAGCCCCGAAGCCUUAAGAGAGAAGCUAAUAUAUGAAAUGGAUGCCAGCACUCAAGAAUCUCUAAGUUCUUGGAGUAAACUUGGAAAAUUAGAUGCUAAAGAUGGAACAUCAGAGUUGGUAUUUAAAUAUGCUGCCAAGAAGAUGCUUGGCUAUGAAGAAAGCAAGGAUCAGCAAAAAUUGAGAGACAGUUAUAAGGCAUUCAUGGAUGGCUUGAUCUCAUUUCCUCUCAACAUCCCUGGAACACCGUUCCAUGCUUGCUUACAAGGACGUAAGAAAGCAAUGAAGGUCAUCAAGGACAUCUUUGAGAGGAAGCGCUCGGGCAAUGACACUUCGAAAGACUUUGUGGACCAUUUACUUGAGCAAAUAAAGAAAGAAGACACUUUUUUGAACGAAGAAAUUGCGAGGGACCUGGUAUUUUUGUUUCUAUUUGCUGCCCAUGAAACGACUUCAACAGCUUUGACUGUGGCCUUGAGGUAUCUAGAUGGCCAUCCACGUGUUAUGGCUGAACUAAAGAGAGAGCAUGAAAAUAUUCUUAAAAUGCGAGAAACGGAAGGUUCUGCUGUUUCUUGGAAAGAGUACAAGUCUAUGACUUUCACACACAUGGUUAUAAAUGAAACACUUAGGCUUGCAAAUAUUACUCCUGGGAUUUUGCGCAAAGUUGUCAAGGAAGUUGAAGUAAAAGGGUAUACAAUUCCUGCUGGCUGGACGGUAAUGGUUUGUCCAUCAUGUGUUCAUUUGGAUCCUAAUGUAUAUGCAAACCCCCAUGAAUUUAACCCAUGGCGAUGGGAGGGCAAAGAAUUACACAUGGGAUCAAAAAAUUUCAUGGCAUUUGCUGGUGGUACGAGGCUUUGCGUUGGUGCUGACUAUGCAAAGGUGCAGAUGUCAAUUUUUCUGCAUUACUUGGUCACAAAAUACACCUGGAGAGUUACCAACGGAGCAGAGAGAAUCCGGACACCUACUGGUAUUCGUUACCCCAAGGGAUUGCACAUGGAGAUUUCAGAGAACAAAUAGAUUUUAAGCUGGGCGCGUACGAAUAAAGCCUGUACUUUCAGAAGCGUAUUUAUGAUGCAGUAAUUUACCGUCAUAUUGUAAUUUACCUUACUUUGCAAUAUUGUAAGUGCCUAAUAAACAACAUUUUACGUGGUGUCUUUCUUGACACUAUUGUAAUUGUUGAAGAUGUUAUAAUAGUUGCAGUUUGAGCUUCGACUAAUUGUUUUUCUUCACCAAAAUCGAUGCAAUGAUCUUAUUUAUGAGGACAAAUCAAGCCAAGAAACAAUACAUGUAUAUGUAUGCA